GAAUUGGUUGUUAGCUAAACUGUAGCACAUAUUCCGGAGAGAAGAAUAAUUUGUUAUAAAGUUCCUAAAGUGAUGUUUAUAAUACUACGUAAGGGCAGACUGUUUAAUGCUGGGUCUGGUGUACCAUGAACCUUGUAUUUUAUUGAAUGGGGACUGUUAAUCUCACGAUUAUUCUCGUUCAUGGUCCAUCAGAGUCAUUCAGUGCACCAUCCCCCGCCCCUUUGUGUGUGUUUAUGUCCAGGCCAGCCUUGAAUUCUAGUUGCCUACACCUCUGUUCUUUACUAUAUUUAAGGGCUGGAGUCUAAUAAAACAACUUGCUGGGCGGUGGUGGCCCACACCUUUGAUCCCAGCACUUAGGAGGCAGAGGCAGGUGGAUCUCUGAGUUCAAGGCCUGCCUGGUCUAGAGAGAGAGUUCCAGGACAGCUGGGGGUUCAUAGAGAAACCUUGUCUUGACCCUCCCCCCCAAAAAAAAACCCAAAAAACAACAACAACAAAAGACAAACCAUUUUAGGGACUAGAAGUGUGCCUUAGUGGUGGAGUGCUUGUCUAUCAUGCCUAUCCUGUCUUCAGUCCUCAGCACUGGGGUAAGAGUGGGGAGGGGCAGAUAAGCACUCUCCCCCAAAGCCCCCCAAUAACGUAACCUCUUAAGGCUGCUAAUAUUGUCACUUGAAAUAAAAAAUGUCUGUCUUUGGGGUCAUUGUUAAAAAACAAAUGAUUUAUUGGUUUAAUUUGACCAGAUUACACAUUGUUACACUGUAGGGAGUGUUGGGUUUUUCUUAAGAUUAGAAACAGCUUUCUGUUUUAUACGUUUCAUCUCAUUGUAUGACUAGUAGUUGGAGGAAGGAAUGUUGUGUGGUCUGAAGUUUUUGUUUUGAUGUUAGAUGUUGAACCCAGGGCCUUUUAUAUAUUAAACACAUGCCGUACAACCGAGUCACAUCUCCAGCUCUGGCACUCUGUUUUCUGCUACAGUGGACACUGAUGAAGUCCCAGCUAAAAGACCAAGAUUAGAUUGCUUCAUUCACCACGUGAAAAACAAUUUCUACAAUGUUGCGAGUUUAUUUAGAUUGCCAUUACAGCUGACCACAAAACCCAUGGUGUCUUCUGCUUGUAAUGGAACACGGAAUGUGGCCCCUUCAGGAGAGGUAUUUUCGAACUCUUCGUCUUGUGAUCUGACGGGUUCUGGAUCCUGCAACAGCAUGCUGAAACUGGGUAAUAAAUCUCCUAAUGGAAUUAGUGACUAUCCAAAGAUCAGAGUGACAGUGACCCGAGAUCAGCCACGCAGAGUCCUGCCUUCUUUUGGUUUUACAUUGAGAUCAGAAGGCUAUAAUAGAAGACCAAGUGGCCGUCGCCAUAGCAAAAGCAAUCCAGAGAGUUCCUUAACAUGGAAACCUCAGGAGCAGGGUGUAACAGAGAUGAUUUCUGAAGAGGGUGGCAAGGGUGUGAGGCGGCCCCAUUGCACUGUGGAGGAGGGUGUCCAAAAGGAUGAAAGAGAAAAAUACCGAAAGCUAUUGGAGCGACUUAAAGAAGGUGGUCAUGGAAACACUCUCCCUCCUGUUGCUUCACAUCAUAGUUCUCAGAGAAGUCAGAUGGACACAUUAAAGACCAAAGGCUGGGUGGAGGAGCAGAGUCAUGGAGUCAGGACAACCCACUUUGUUCCAAAACAGUACAGAGUUGUUGAAACAAGGGGACCUCUCUGUUCAAUGAGAAGUGAGAAGAGGUACUCAAAGGGAAAAGCUGAUACAGACAAGGUGGUAGGACUCCGCCUGGAAAAGGAAGGUACAAGGGGACACCAACUGGAGCCCGACCUAUCUGAAGAAGUCUCUGCCCGGCUUCGCCUUGGAAGCGGAAGCAAUGGCUUACUCAGGAGGAGAAUGUCAGUGCUCGAGGCAAAGGAGAAGAGCUUCCCGAGCAGAGAGAAGGAGAGAAGAGCAGACCUCUCUGAACUUACAGAGGACAUGGAAAAGGAAAUCAGUAAUGCCCUGGGCCAUGGGCCACCAGAUGAGAUCCUAAGCAGUGCUUUCAAAUUGCGAAUUACUCGAGGAGAUAUCCAGACCUUAAAGAACUAUCAGUGGCUCAAUGAUGAGGUCAUUAAUUUUUACAUGAAUCUUUUAGUGGAAAGGAGUAAAAAGCAAGGCUAUCCAGCACUUCAUGCAUUCAGUACAUUCUUCUAUCCUAAAUUAAAGUCUGGGGGUUACCAAGCAGUGAAAAGAUGGACCAAAGGGGUAAAUCUCUUUGAACAAGAACUUGUUCUGGUACCUAUUCAUCGGAAGGUGCAUUGGAGCCUGGUGGUAAUGGACCUAAGAAAAAAGUGUCUUAAAUAUCUAGAUUCUAUGGGACAAAAAGGCCACAGGAUCUGUGAGGUUCUUCUUCAGUAUUUGCAGGAUGAAAGUAAGACCAAAAGAAAUACAGAUCUCAAUCUCUUAGAGUGGACCCACUACAGCCUGAAGCCACAUGAGAUUCCUCAACAGUUGAAUGGGAGUGAUUGUGGAAUGUUUACUUGUAAAUAUGCAGAUUAUAUUUCUAGGGACAAACCUAUCACAUUUACUCAGCACCAGAUGCCUCUCUUCCGGAAGAAGAUGGUGUGGGAAAUCCUCCACCAGCAGUUGCUGUGACAAUGCCCUGCCCUGGGCCUUCUAGCUGCUGGUGGUUCUUUCAUGGAUGUUUCCAUAUACCUCAUGCAUUAUGGGUUAAAAGUCCCCGUAUCAUUUCUGUUCUCUCACAGGUACUGAGCUAUCAAGAGUGCAUGAAGGCCUCUCCACAGUAGCCCUGACUUGAGGUGUGGAGGGGCUGCUUGCAGCCCUGUUUGUAAGGCUGUGCCUGCCCAGAGCCCUGGACUGUUCACCCCAUACAAGAACAAAUGCUCAUUAAUAUUUUUUGUGUUAAAGAGUUAUUUCCAUAUGAAUGUGGGAAAUGCAGGAUUUGUUCUAUGAAUUGUUGUUUUCUGUAUAUUUGUUCACAUGUAUUCAUUCACUCACUCAUUUGCAAACAUUGGGCAGUGCCCUUUUCUCACUGCUCUUUUAUAAUUAACUAUAAAUAAUUUGUUUGAACUAUUUAUUUCUGAAAAGAAUGUAAUCUAACUGCCACUCCCUGCUGCAGAGGGACCUCAGCAGGGGGAGGAAGGGAGUGUUGACUAGCUUCUGUAGUGCUGGAGUAGGAACUGCCCACAUGAAGUUAACGUUCUCCCUUUAGAGGCUUGAAAAUGCCAGAAGAAAUGAUGAUGCUGUGUUGUAGGGAUCUAGCUGCCUCUUAGAGAGUCUGCCGCUAUGACACGGGCACAGUUCAUGGAAAUGUGGCCAAGGACCUCAGUCUCUGCGUCCUCAGAGCAGUGCGUGCUCAUCUUAGAGACUUUCUUUUUUAGAACUGAAGUAGCUUGGCUUCCUCUCGAAACUGGAUUCAAAGUGACUGUGACCAUAAAUGUUUCAUCCUAGGUGUGGUUGAGUAUGACCCUCACAAUGGUAGAGGGCUGGCCUGAGUUGUCUGUUUCAGAAGAUGCUCCUCAAUUUAAGCCUAUUUUUCCUCAGAGGUUUUUUUUAAUUUUAAUAUAUAAAUAUAUAUAAAGCUGAAAUUAAGUUCUUGGCUCAUUAGCAUGCCCUACUCCAGUCCCACUGAGCCUCCGGAGAGAGAUUUAGUACGUGGCUCUGAGGUCAUCUUUUACAGUCAUCUAUUUUGCAUAUGAAAGUUUGUAUUUAACUUUUUUGUUCAUUAAAAAUCUUACAGAUGUGGUUAUGCAUUUUUAAUUUCAGAAAGUUGGUCAGAGCUUAUUUUACAAGAUCUAGUGCCUAGUGUUGCUUUUAUCAUGUAAUAAAAGACUGUCUGGCAGAACCUAGAA
This is a messenger RNA of Peromyscus eremicus (cactus mouse), 3829 nucleotides long. It is a transcript of the gene Senp2, whose product is annotated as SUMO specific peptidase 2. Lineage: Eukaryota; Metazoa; Chordata; Mammalia; Rodentia; Cricetidae. The transcript has 17 exons. The record is from RefSeq and is a predicted model, not a curated record. Gene Ontology annotation, cellular component: nucleus. Gene Ontology annotation, biological process: protein desumoylation. Gene Ontology annotation, molecular function: deSUMOylase activity. The coding region runs from base 1092 to 2612 and encodes 506 amino acids.